Molecule: messenger RNA, 648 nt
Organism: Candidula unifasciata
Lineage: Eukaryota; Metazoa; Mollusca; Gastropoda; Stylommatophora; Geomitridae
Source: the annotation of a GenBank genome assembly
AUGGGCACUAAAGACGACGAGUACGACUAUUUGUUCAAGGUUGUGCUAAUAGGAGACUCUGGUGUAGGUAAAAGUAACCUGCUGUCUAGAUUUACCCGCAACGAAUUUAACUUAGAAAGCAAGAGUACUAUAGGAGUUGAAUUUGCUACACGGAGUAUACAGGUAGACGGUAAAACAAUUAAAGCCCAAAUCUGGGAUACAGCAGGACAAGAGAGAUAUAGGGCAAUCACCAGCGCUUAUUACAGAGGAGCUGUGGGUGCUCUGCUUGUGUAUGACAUUGCCAAACAUUUGACAUAUGAAAAUGUGGAGAGGUGGUUACGAGAGCUUAGAGACCACGCCGACCAGAAUAUUGUCAUCAUGCUUGUGGGAAACAAAAGUGACUUGCGACAUCUUCGUGCAGUGCCAACUGAUGAGGCCAAAGUCUUUGCUGAGAAAAAUAAUUUGUCAUUCAUCGAGACCUCAGCAUUAGAUUCUACUAAUGUCGAGUCGGCCUUUCAUAAUAUUCUUACAGAAAUUUACAAGAUUGUGUCACAGAAACAAAUUAGAGAUUCACCAGACGACGACCUUUCUCCUGGAUCCAACGUUCAGUCUAUCACUGUGGCACCAACAGUCAACAUGGCACAGGGGAAGAAACAAUGCUGCUCUUAA